GCUCUCAAGACGAGCCAGAGCCAUGAACAUCAUCAUCUCAGAGUCCUGGACACGGCAACCGUUGCGCAGGUCAAGAAGUGGAGUCGAUUCAAGAAGAUGAAGGAUGCCAACAAGGUCUCCUGUGCCUUCGAUGUGGUCGAGGCUUUUUGGAGCGCAAUGGGUUUGGGUGACGACAUCAACGGCAUGGUGCGCACCUGUCCCCCACCACGCCCUCCGAGGUCAGAGUAUGCCUGCCAAGUGGACUCGGGCGUUUUGAUCUUCUGGCUGGGGAACUUGGCAUCCAAGCUCGCCUCGGCCGUCUCCAACUGCGAAGACACCCUUAGUGUGGGCGGCGGUUGGGGUGGCGUGAAUCCGGGGAAUGACCGUGGGCCUCUCUGUGCUGCAGGUGUUGGCCAGAUGGCCGGGGCCCUUGGCGAGUUGGCUGGGGCCUCGUCGAUGGCGGCCACUGCAUGUGCCAACGUGACCGAUCCAGAUGGUGACGACUUCUUCGAUGACGAAAGGGUCUCCGUUUUCGGGGAUCAGACGCAAGGUGCGAGCUUCUUGGGCCGGCAGCUUCUCAUCGGAGAAGGUGAGGUAGGCAACGGCAUUCAGUGUGCCGUGGACGUAGGCAUGGUGACGACAAACAUCGCAAACAUGGGCCUGGCGAUCAACUCGGCUGUGAACUCCGGGAACUGUCAACAUCAAGCCUUGCCCAAGCGGAGGGCUCUCUGCACAGUGGACGUUGGAAGAGCCGUGUCUUUCUUUGCGCAGAUUGUGACCUUCAUCCAGUUCUCGAUUGUGAACUGUGAGAACCUGAUGAAUGCAAGCGCCCUCUGUGGAGCUGGCAUUUCCGGCAUUGGUGCGGCGGCUGCCAGCAUGGCCCCGGGUGUCGCCUCCAUCGUAGCCGGCUGCAAGCCUCCUCCCCCUCUGCGUGGCACACAGACAUCAACGACGCAAACAGCAACAUCCACCACAAUGUCGGUGACCUCAACGCUGACCAGUGCGACGUCGACGACCUUUACCUCAUCGUCGACAAGGUCUUGGACUUCAACCUCCGUUUCAACAUCCAGCAGCUCGUCUGCCAGCAGCACGGUGAGCAGUAUAUCUUCGACUUCAACAUCUUUAUCCAGCACUGCAACUACAUCCAGCAGUAUCACCACCUCCUCGACCACGAUUUCUUCGACCUCGACUUCAACAGAAACCUCGACAAGCAGUAGUUUAACGAGCUCGAGCUCUUUAACCACGACUGCAACAACCACGAGUGCAACAAACACCACCACCACCUUCACUCAGCAACCCUUCGAUUGUCUCUCAGGAAGCCUCAAGCCGUUGCAGAUGCUCAAUCGACCGGACCCCGUCACUGGCCAGUACUCGGGAUGUCCCGAUGGUUCUGACAUCAAGGUUUUGGACAUCAACACCGGAACCUACACCCCGCUAUGUCGCUUCGAAAACCAGUGCUUCAACGCCUGUGGCAUGAGCCCCACGACCAAUUUCAUCUACUGCAUCGAGAAGGAGGGCAACAACCUCAUGCGGCUCGAUUGCUCGGGGGGCACGGCGUGCUACGUUGGAAAGAUCGGCUCCAGUUACUCUGCCAACUUCAACCCCAUCACGGGGGAUUUUGUCAUGACGAACCAGAGAGAGAUCGUCACCGUACCGAAUGUGGAUGGCCUUGUUUGCUCCAGCACGCCCCUGACCACGAACAUACCAGGCCGCACAGUGGUUGAUCUGGGCCGCACCGACCUCAAUCUGGCUGACAUGAUGGUCACCAACAUCUCAGGUCUUCCUGGUUCCGGGGAGUGGAUGGUCUCUUGCUCGGACAAAAACACCGUAUACCUCCAGAAUCUUCAAGACAAGACCCUCAACUACAACUUGCAGAUGGUAGGAUUUCCCCCGGGUGUCGGCAUCUUGGGACCUUCCGGUGCGCAGUGGCAGUGGAGAGACGACCUCUACUGCGCUUACAACAACCAAAAUCCCCCCACGCAGCCAGGUGGUGUGUGGGACCUCAACUUGGCUUCGAUCGACAUUGUGAACGGCACGAUUGAAGUUGCCAAUGUGAGCGCCUCCGAAAGGACCAGUUCUAAUGAUGGCAUGAACUGCCUUGGAGGGGACAGCCCUUUUCCGCCCAUGUUCUAA
Molecule: messenger RNA, 2112 nt
Organism: Symbiodinium natans
Lineage: Eukaryota; Dinophyceae; Suessiales; Symbiodiniaceae
Source: the annotation of a GenBank genome assembly